AUGUAUCUUAGAACCUCAUCGGGUCUGUUUAUUUCUACUGAAGAUCGUAUUCCUUCUCGAAAUCUUACAUGUAAACAUGAUUUACCAUUAACAACAACUAUAUUAUUCGAUUGUGAAGCAUGUCUUGUUGCAUCUCGUAACUAUGCUAUCGAAACCAAACUUUCAUUAGCUGGUGCAGGACGAGCAAGCUUUUCCUAUACUUGCCUAAAAGUUAAUGAAGUCGAAGGCUACCAUGAAAGUCUUGUACGUGAAUGCCGUUAUUAUCCGCGCGAUACUCUCAGUGGUUUUGACGAUUUUUGUAUAGCUUCACCAUAUAGUUAUCUACGCGGUUCUUAUCGUGCUUGUUUAUGUACAACAAGUAUAUGCAAUUUUAAUUAUGCGCAAUGCAUUCACGAAGUAAACCAUACUAUCAUGCAAAAAUCAUCGUUAUUUACUAACACAAUUGUUCAAUUAACCAAAUCAGUUAAAUGUCAGCCACCUAAUGACGAUUCGGAACAAGAAAAAUCUGCAAGUUUAGCACCAUUAUGCCCGCAUCAUGAUUAUACAUGUAAAAACUACUUACUGGACAAUGCUGUUUUAUGUGUGAUUAGUGUUGAUCAAACAAAUCAAACGGCAAGACAAUCUUGGAUUCCAUCAAUUUAUUCAGCUUAUUUAAUAAAAUAUAAAACACAAUAUUGUAAGGCAUUUGCAUCGACACCUGAUAGUAUUCAUUUUUCACAAUGUAAAUUAGAUGAUGAUGUUUGUAUGUGUGCAGUCGAUGGAUGUAAUAAAGAUUUAGAAACAUGUAAAAAAAUAAAUCAAGGAAUAUCCGAGAAACGUUAUUCAAUUUUAUUGAUAUUUCUAUUUCUAUUAAGCACUUCAAUUUAA
Rotaria socialis is the source of this 867-nucleotide messenger RNA. NCBI's taxonomy places the organism in Eukaryota, Metazoa, Rotifera, Eurotatoria, Philodinida, Philodinidae. The record is from the annotation of a GenBank genome assembly.